This is a messenger RNA of Effrenium voratum, 1014 nucleotides long. NCBI's taxonomy places the organism in Eukaryota, Dinophyceae, Suessiales, Symbiodiniaceae. The record is from the annotation of a GenBank genome assembly.
AUGGCCCGCGAUGCAGGUUGGAAAGAAAUGAAGCAAUACGCCGUUUACAAAACAGCAUCGGCGCCGGUGAGCCGGAUCAUUGGUGCGAUAGCGCUUGCCAUCGCAUUGGCCGCUUUUGUUGCAAAACGGUUCGGUCUGGUCGAUGCGGAUGUAUUCGUUCUUUCCCUGACUUGCGCUGCAAUUUUGGCCAUUGUCGCGAUCGUGGCUGCCUUGGCGGCAUUCCAGCGCAUUUGGAGCUAUGGUGGACCUGGCGUCUCUGAAGCGUUGAUCGGAACGUUCUUUGGUGUUCUUGCCCUCGUGCCGCCGUCUAUUGUGAUCGGAACACUUGUCGCCAGUCCCGGGGCGAAUGACAUUUCUACAGACAAGAUCGAUCCUCCUGAACUCAAGUCAGAGAAGAUCGCAUCGUCGCAGCCGUUUUUGAACUGGGCGACUGUCAAGCUGGAAGAAAACGUUUGGCCAUUGGUGUCCGGACUUUCGAUCUCCCCGUCUUCUCAAGGCAGAGAUCUGUCGAGAAAUUCUGCUGAUAUUGUGCCUCGCCGAUACCGGAUUGCUCCUGGCCAGCUACACGUUGCCGGCGCCAAGGCGCUGGAAAACCUGAACUGGACCGUGGUCGACGAAUUGCCGCCUGACCUGCUGGAUGCGGCAACGCGAUUACAGGCUGAAGGUGUAACGCGUUAUCUCGGACUGAAGUUCGACGUUGCGCUCCGCAUCCGACCCGAUCAGGUCGGUGCGCUGCUGGACGUCCGCUCGCGUUCCAGAACCCCAUUGCAGGAUCUUUCCACCAACGCGGGCCAGAUCAGAACCGUAUUCGCCGAAAUCGAUCGCGUUUUGCUGGAAACUUACGGGGAUCUCGCACGGCUCUCCGUUGAGGAGGGCGAACUGGAAGACGAACUGACACCUGAAAUUGUAGAAGAUCCGCGAGAAGUUGUUCCUCUGCCGGGCUUCAAACCCUAUUUCGGGGAUGACGAGUUAUCGGCUCCAGAUGAUCCGGAUGCGACCGACCUGGAGGGUUAA